Messenger RNA from Sceloporus undulatus (fence lizard), 1027 nucleotides. RefSeq names its product polycomb group ring finger 1 (gene PCGF1). Lineage: Eukaryota; Metazoa; Chordata; Lepidosauria; Squamata; Phrynosomatidae. Gene Ontology annotation, cellular component: PRC1 complex. The record is from RefSeq and is a predicted model, not a curated record. Gene Ontology annotation, biological process: negative regulation of transcription by RNA polymerase II. Gene Ontology annotation, molecular function: promoter-specific chromatin binding. The coding region runs from base 81 to 869 and encodes 262 amino acids. The transcript has 9 exons.
CAGGGCCUGUCGGGCGCUGUAGUUGCUGUGGCGACACGCCCCGCCCUCCCCAACCCGGAAGUGGGCGAGGCGGAUCCAAGAUGGCGUCUCCUCCUCCUCAGGGGGGCCCGAUGGCGAUCGCGAUGCGGCUCCGCAACCAGCUCCAGGCCGUCUACAAGAUGGACCCGCUGCGGAACGAGGAGGAGGUGAAGGUCAAGAUGAAGGAGCUCAACGAGCACAUCGUCUGCUUCCUCUGCGCCGGGUACUUCGUCGACGCCACCACCAUCACCGAGUGCCUCCAUACCUUUUGCAAGAGCUGCAUCGUGAAGUACCUGCAGACCAGCAAGUACUGCCCCAUGUGCAGCACCAAGAUCCAUGAGACCCAGCCCCUGCUCAACCUCAAGCUGGACCGCGUCAUGCAGGACAUCGUCUUCAAGCUGGUGCCCGGCCUCCAGGAGAGUGAGGAGCGGCGGAUCCGUGAGUUCUACCAGUCAAGAGGCUUGGAGCGCGUGAGCCAGCCUAGCAGCGAAGGCCCAGCCUCCGAUCGUGUGGGGCUGCCCUACACCACCUUCGACCACUCGCGUGCCCACUACUAUCGCUUCGACGAACACGUCCUGCUAUGCCUGGAGAAACAGGGCUCCGGGAAGGACAAGAACAAACACAUCCUGCAGCACAAAUACGUCCGCUGCUCUGUGCGGGCCCAGAUCCGCCACCUGCGCCGUGUGUUGUGUUGCCGCCUGGAGCUGCCCUUGCCACAUCAGGUCCAGAUCCUGUUUGACAGCGAGGCGCUCCCAGACACCAUGACCCUCAAGCAGCUCUGGCUCUCCCGCUGGUUUGGCAAGCCGGCUCCUCUGCUGCUGCACUACAGCGUGAAGGAGAAGCGGAGGUAGUCCAGGGGGCUUCUCCCCAGCGAAAGCGGCCUUCUUCCUCCGGCAGAGUGGCCCCCUGCUCCCCCCAACACAGACACACUCCUGCAACAGCAGACUAAUUUAAGGCUCCCUUUGUUGCAAUACUGUACUGAGUUUAUUUUUGGAAUAAAAGGACUGAA